This is a messenger RNA of Plutella xylostella (diamondback moth), 2277 nucleotides long. Lineage: Eukaryota; Metazoa; Arthropoda; Insecta; Lepidoptera; Plutellidae. The record is from RefSeq and is a predicted model, not a curated record.
AUUACUAUUAUCCGAGCCCUAGUGAUGAUGAAAUACUAUCACCAUCACUUCUCCUGAAAAAACCGACUAAACGGAUUCACGAAAAUAUUGAUUCAUAUUUUGAAACUCCCUCGAAGAAAUCUAAGAGCAAAACAUUAUCUUCGACGGUCGGGCGUGCUGCCUGCGGGGGUAUUUCAUAUAUAUCCACCAAUGAAGACGACGGAUCUAAAGCGUCACACCUCAUAAAAAUUGAAAUGUACGAUAUGAAAAAAUUGAAAGAUUUACCACCCAGCGAACAUUGGAAAAAAGCUGAUAUGCGAAUCAAGCUGUAUUGCACCUCUGAUCAUAUUCUUUUCCAUGAUACUAAUCAACUCAUGUUUUCUAUAACAAAACAAAUAGCUACAAAGACAGAUUGCAAAAAAUAUUUUCUCGAGACAUCGAAGUAAAAAUAAUAAUGUACCACGACCCCCGGCGCACAGACCACACACAACUGCUACACUACCGAGACGCCCCUCUAUUUCCUUCGUACUAUAUAAACACGCGACAUUGAACUGUGACUACACUUCCCUUCUCAAACUCAGCUGCAAACAUGGAUCUCUCUCUCGAUUCGUCAAGCUACGAUGCAGAGCUACUGAAGGCUUUAGCUGACUACGAAAAUCAGGAAACAUUAACUGGAAAUGGAAGAAAAAGAAAAUGGGGUGAUGUCAUCACCCCUUCAACGUCGGCCGCUGCAACGAACAACGACCCCUCCCAGGCAGCCCUCCAGGCAACACCUCUAGAAGAAGAUACCCCUCCAGGCAACAAAAUUAAAUGUGAUGCGUGUCAAGUUCACAUUGGGAAGAGGUACUUUUCACGUCAUUUAAAUAGCAAAUUACAUAGGGAAAAGGUUUUAAGAAACCAUGAAACAUUAGAAAAUGUGAAAAUAAUUGAAAGCGCAUUUGGACAACGAGUGAAAUCCUAUCGUAUUCAGCUCGACUCAUCUAAUUUAAAUAGUUCUGUAUCAACAGAUUGUGUAAUAACACCCGAGGUAUACUUCGAAAAAAUUAAAAAUAAAAUAUUUAAACUACUAAUGGAUAACAUAGAUUGCCAUUCAUUCAUCAAAGUAAAUUUUGUUUUACACGCAGAAUUCAUUCAAAUCACUAAAGACUUAGUUAAUUCUUUCGAUUUCCAGGGGUAUAAUUAUAGUUUUUGCAAGGGGGAUGAUAUUGAGUUAGAUUUUGAACAAGUUGUUGUUGAGUUUUCCAACAAAUUAGGCGAAUUCGAAAAAAAGGACAGUGGAUGGAGUCUAAAAAAAAUCUUAUAUGUUGAUAUGAACGUAAAUAAAUUUAAUCCAUUGCGGGGCUCAUCAUAUAUUGAUUUACCAAUUGAUAUCAAACAUAAAAAAGCAGUACUAAACAUAAAAAACUCAGAUUAUGAAUGUUUUUCGUGGGCAGUGUUAGCGGGGUUAUACCCCGUAAAUAAAAAUGCAGAGAGAGUGGCAGCAUAUUUACCCAACAAAAACAAAUUAAAUUUUGGUGACAUAAAUUUUCCAGUAAAACUACGAGAUGUGAAAAAAUUUGAAAAUUUAAAUAAUAUGAGCAUUAAUGUUUUUGGAUUAGAAUACAAUAAUGAAACAAAGAAAAAUGAAAUCAUAGGCCCCUUACAUUUUACGAAACAUCGAAUGCCUACUCAUCUAAAUUUAUUAUAUUUAACAAAUGGCUCGAAUGGUCAUUAUUGCCUCAUAAAAAACAUGUCUCGAUUACUUAGCAAGCAGAUAACCACAUCAAAUGAAGCAAUUCAUAUUUGUGAUGGGUGUCUUUUACAUUUCUCAAACAAAGAGCAUCUCAAUCUGCAUCAAAAAAAUGAUUGCGUUAAUAUACGAACUGAAUUACCUAGUGCACGAAACACAAAACCCAACUGGUUUGGAGAGCACACGAGUAGUGAUAAGUUAAAAUUCGAUAAAUAUGACAGACAGAUGAGAGUGCCCUUUGUGGUGUAUGCAGACUUUGAAGCGUUUGUUACGCCAAUACCAUCAUGCGAUAAUGAUCCCGAGAAGUCGCAUACAAAUAACAUUCAAAAACAUAAUGUUUACAGUUUCGGUUACUAUCUAAAAUGUGCGUAUGAUGAUAAACUUUCCAAGUACCAAACUUAUAUGGGUGAAGAUUGCCCUAACGUAUUUCUAAAAUAUUUAAAAAAAGAUUUAGAGCUCAUAACUAAAAAAAUUCUUUUGUUAAAUCACCUUUGCCAUUGACGGAUGAAGAUAAACUUAAUAUAUCUCAAAGUCAACAGUGCUAUAUUUGCAGUAAAGAUUUAAAUCAU